Messenger RNA from Owenia fusiformis, 2678 nucleotides. Lineage: Eukaryota; Metazoa; Annelida; Polychaeta; Sabellida; Oweniidae. The record is from the annotation of a GenBank genome assembly.
CUUGAACUUGUUAACUUUUUAACUUUACAUAAAUAUUUUGUAAACAUUGAAACUUCUCCAUUUUAGACACUAUUUCAAUGAGUUCCAGGGUAUCGCAUGGGUUCUCGACUUUCCAUUAGUCAACGCCGAGGGUCUGGGAGGUCAAGGAAUAUGUCAGACGAGGGUGCACAGACGACUUCAGAAGAUGCCCCAACCACUUCAGAUGGGGAAGGAGCAGAGGGCACUGAUGAUUUGGCAACAAUUCUGAGCUAUUUGAUCAGAAGUGGUCAGGUACGAUUGAUGCCAUCAGUCUAUGGGGAGGAUGACAUGGAGAAUGAGGAGGAUGAAGAAGAUGAUAUGGGGGAUAUAGACAACUUUGGACAUGAGCGUCCUAAAGCUGAAUCGAAUCCUGAUACCAGCAAUAUAGAUAUGCAUGAACUAAAGCAGGAAUUGCUCAUGAGCUCUGGGAGAAGACAGAAAUUUCCCUAUGGCCAAAAAACAACACUUCCUCAGAUGUUACAAAAGAGAGAAGUAGGAAUGCGUGGGAAACAACGAUUUUCGCCUGGAGAUUGUUGCAUCAUAAAUACUGGAUUUCUCCCAAACCAUCAUGAGGUUGUGGCCAAGUUUCAGAGUAAAGUAUUUUGUGGGACUUACUCUAAAGAUGGCAAUGUCUUCAUGUCUGCUUGCCAGGAUCAGAAUAUCAGGUUAUAUUCUACAUUAAAUGGAGAAUUUGAUGAGUUUAAGACAAUAGUUGCCAGAGAUGUUGGUUGGAGCGUCCUAGACACAGCAUUCAGCCCUGAUGGUAACUACAUGGUAUACUCCAGCUGGUCUGAGUGUAUUCAUCUAUGCAACAUCUACGGGGAUCAUACUGUUCAUGAAGCCCUCAACAUGGUGCCCACUGAUUAUGAUCGCAACUUUUCAAUAUUCUCCUUAGAAUUUUCACACAGCAAUCACGAGUUACUGGGAGGCGCAAAUGAUGGUUGUAUAUACAUAUAUGAUAGAGAGAGCAAUCAAAGGAGUCUAAGAAUUGAUGCCCAUGAGGAUGAUAUCAAUGCUGUUGCCUAUGGUGACGACUCUUCUCAUAUACUCUAUAGCGGUGGUGAUGAUGGGCUGGUCAAGGUGUGGGAUAGACGCACUCUAAAUGAAGAAUCACCCAAUCCUGUUGGGACCCUAGCUGGACAUAGUGAUGGCAUUACCUUCAUUGCAAGCAAGGGUGAUGCAAGAUACUUGGCCAGUAACAGUAAAGACCAGAGCAUUAAACUAUGGGAUAUCCGUAAAUUCUCAUCUCAGGAAGCUAUUGAUGCAUCUCGAAGGGCAGUUACAAAACAAAAUUGGGACUAUAGAUGGCAGGCUGUACCUAGAAAAGUACAAGCCAAAACUGGUAAGAAACUGCCUGGUGAUUCCUCCAUAAUGACAUAUAGAGGGCACUGUGUGCUGAACACUCUGGUACGCUGUAGAUUCUCUCCAUCAUUUACAACUGGGCAACGCUACCUUUUUACUGGCUGUGCUACAGGAUCUGUCGUCAUCUAUGAUAUACUGACUGGAGAGAUAGUUUCCAAAUUAGAAGAUGGCCAUCAGAAUUGUGUCAGAGAUGUCUCAUGGCACCCUUAUGAACACAAGAUUGUCAGCACUUCAUGGGAUGGUACUGUAGGAUUGUGGACCCACUCAUCACGUACAAAAUUAGACUCUGAUGAUGACGCAGAUGAAGACUCCGAUGGUGAUGAUGACUUUCUUAAUAUUGGAAGGCGGAGAAGAAAAAGCAAACGGCUUGAAAAUCAACGUCGAUCUAGUUUACGUCGCAGGUUUCACAUUCCUUUUCUCUAGUGUCAUAUUUGCAGUCAUGUUGUUUAGACUAUACUGAAAUGAUGCACCCUUGUUUGGGAACCUUUGAAACGUGCCUUAUAUGCAACCAAUCUGCAGGGUUCAUUAAAUUGAACUUGAUUAUAUUUCUCACCUCCACGCAGGGUUUCUAAUGUAUGUGUUUUAAUCAUAUCUCCAAGGACACUUUAGGAGCACUGAAGUAUUGGUGGAGGGUCACUUUGUAAUGGACUCACAAACAAAGGUUCUAAUUGCACUUUGGUAGAUUUAUGUGACUAGUCAUGGCAAUAAGUCUAUUUUUAGUUUGUUUAAUGUUUUUGUUGUUUAACCUUAAAUUAAUAUUGCUGAAUUAUUGAUAUUCCUUGAUGGAUAUUUCCUUUGAAAAUAUAAUUAACUGACUUCUUCUUUAGAUCCUGAUCAAGUAAAUUAGUACAGUUACUUUUACUGAAGAUUGAAAGUCACAAGAAGAUCGAUUUAGGCUUAUUGCUCUUGAUAUACUUUAAUAGACUAUUGCAGUUUUAGUUAUCAGUGUUGUUAGGAAUAGUGUGACUAUGACAGUUGUGUGAAAGAUGAAUAAAUUAUGAUAAUACAUUAAUUACCUCUCUAAAGAGACCAUUGUUUUAUGCAAUUUUGAUUUAUAUGCAUGUACACUACGUAUAUGAAUAAUAAGACAAACAUUUGAUAAUAUUAUGUUUCUCAAAAAGGUGGGCAUAUGAUUGGAUGAUUAAUUAGUAUAUUAAGAUAUCCUGUACAUGUAGGGAUGUUUUUUCUGACAAAAUUAAUUGUUUUUUCUUAAUAGUUACAAUCAGCAGUUAUACAUACUGGAUUGUUGGCACUUUGUAUCAGAAUGAUGUGUAACUUAUUUGUUUGAGGUUUUAGAA